Paramuricea clavata is the source of this 1004-nucleotide messenger RNA. The record is from the annotation of a GenBank genome assembly. NCBI's taxonomy places the organism in Eukaryota, Metazoa, Cnidaria, Anthozoa, Malacalcyonacea, Plexauridae.
AUGGAGGAACAAGCUAUCAAACCCCAUUCAAUAACUUACUACUCGGACAGUAAAGUAGUCCUGGGCAAUAUUGGAAACGAAACACGCCGGUUCUACGUCUAUGUAAGCAAUCGAGUCGAACGGAUACGAAAAUCUUCUUCUCCAGAAGAAUGGUGCUGCGUCCCAACGCAAUUAAACCCUGCUGACUGCGCAACUCGAUCAGCGAAGGCAAACGAGCUGGAUAACAGUAUGUGGCUCAGUGGUCCGAAAUUCCUCCGCGAUCAAGACCCGCAUUAUGACGCCUCGGAAGAGUGUGUUGUUCCCGAAUCCUUCACCGAUGACCCCGAAGUUCGUCCAGAUGCGAAAUUAAAACGCUUGCCACGAAGGUACAGAAAAGCACAACAAUUGGAACUAGUCGUUUUACGAGAUUCUCGUUAUGGUCAAAUCUAGUGAAGGGUGUAUCCAAGCUUAUAUCGACUGCCCGGUCCUACAAUCGAAGCAACAAAGCUACUCGUGAAUCUUCCGACGGAACGACCGAGAUACAACCUCGUGACGGCGCUGUGGAAAGACGUAAGCAGGCGGAGACGGUAAUAAUUAAGAACGUACUGCAAGAGGUCUUUGCAAAGGAGAUUGAGCAGACAAAGAAGGAGGAGAAGUUACCUAAAGGGAGUGUUCUUACGAAUCUAACUCCGAUGAUCAACUCAAACGGACUCGUACGGGUCGGUGGACGUCUCGAAAGAGCUGAGCUAACCGUUGAAGAGCGUCACCCAAUAAUUUUACCAGGAUCCCACCACAUUACCACCUUAAUGGCGGAAAUCAAGGCGAUUGUCAACAACAGGCCUCUAAUCCCAGUGUCCAACGAUCCCGAAGCACCAGAAAUCCCUACCUCAUUAACCCUAUUAACCCAGAAAUCGACAGCCUUGACCGCGACACCAGGACAGUUCACCUCGAAAGAUUUGCACACCGCACAGUGGAGACAAGUGCAAUAUUUGGCCAACGUUUUCUGGUCUCGUUGGCGGAAAUAA